GCGCAGGCGUUCACGCGUGCGAGUAACAUCGGCGCCGGAGCAGCGUCCCGUCAUCCAACGGCCAGAACACCCUCGGAAUCCGCGGGAAGUGUUACGUGUCUCUCAGCCUUGACGGCAAUCUCGCUGUCGGCUGCGAGGGCGCCCGGAUGGGGCCCGAGAUCACCGCUGUUCCCCCGAGCGGAGGGAUAUCGUUUCCCGCGCGCCUCGUCCGCUCGCACGAACGCGAACGAAUUCAACGAACGUAACUCAAUGGAUACGCGCGCGCGCGCGCGCGUGUGUUUCUACGAAGAAAAAGAAAUUAAAUUUUUUGGGAGGAGCGAAAAGAAAGGGGAAACGCGGGUGCUACCGAUGGCGCGCGGGACGACCGCUAGCUGUUGUGCGGAGUGCGCGAAUUAUGACACUAACUCCGAAUCAAUUGCCAGUAUCUCUGCCUCACAAUUUCACCUCUACCACUCAUACCUGUUGACAUGAAGAUGGCAUACGCACCACUCUCCAAGCUCGUGUCCAGAGACGCGAUGUCCAGCAUAUGCCCGAGCAGUGUGAAAAAACCCACCCUGUCUGAAGUGUUGCAAUCGGACUCAGUGAAACGGCUUUUUUGUCAACCGAAUAUCAUCAUUAAGACAUUUCCUAUAAAACCAGUAACCUUCAAUAAGGAUGUGCUUGGGCAUAAAAUAAAUGGUGUGAAUUUGACACAAAAUCUUACAAGACCACCCGAAAUAUCAAUAUUCCCUGACAAGCAAUCGACGGUGGACAAGGAAAAGGAGGACGCCAAUCUCUUACCUUCGAAAGUGGAACAUAAAAAAUCGGAGAUUGCUCUGUUUCCGCUCGAGAAGAAAUCCUGUGGUCAUUACGAGCAAUGUGAAAGUAUCGUUUGCGAUGUAACGGUGCAGCAGUACGUGGAUAAGGAUGGGAUCUCGCCCAUGCUAGCGUUAACCAUAGAGGAGGACGAGAUAAACGCGCCAGUCGAAAAACACUGUGAAAACGAGUGCUGUGACGCACUGAGCAUCGACCACGAUCGCUGUCGUCGGGCACUAAUAAAGUUACACAGGUGCGACAGAUCACACGCAUGUGACAUUUGCGGGACAACGUUUAAUGGCAGGAUAUCUCGGGUAUAUCACAUGAAUUGCACGAGGAAAAGGGAAUACGUUCACAACAACGUGAACAGAUCUCAUUUGCAGAAGGAACGGAUGCGCAUGCGGGAGCUGCAGAUCUUGGAGAAUGCAAAAAUUAAGAAACACAAUUACUCGGAUCCUGAAAGAGUGAUGGAGGCGCUGCGAAAAAAUGACGAGUUGAUAAUCAUUCCACAAAGAGUAUCUAGUCAAAUAUCGGUUGCUACUACAACUUCGAUACCUGGCGCUCAUUCCGUCGGCUCUAAUCACACUCAUCCGACUCAUGCUCAACUUGUCAAGCUUAAUUCGCAGAUAACUAAAGUCACUGAAGAUGUACCCCUCACGUUUUCGCAGAAUACCACGAUUUUUAGCAACACGUCUCAUUUAAAAGACGAAGUAAAACCAAUAAGUCAAAUAAGGUUACCGAAUCAACAGCAAAAUUCUCAUUUGGGGUCCACUUCGAUUCCGAUUCCUAUUACAACUCGACUUCCGACGACAGUUCAAGCUCAAAUUCAAGUUUCAGUUCCAAAAUCAGCCUCAUCUUCAGCUCCAAUUCUAACUCCAGCUCCAAAAGUUUCAGUUCCAACUCUAGCUCUAACUUUAGCUCCAACUUCGGCUUCAACUCCAGUUUCAACUUCAGCUUCAACUGCAGUUCAAACUCUAACUCUAGCUCUAGCUUCAAAUUUAGCUUCUGCUGCAGCUCCAGCUUCAACUUCAACUUCAACUUCAACUUCAAUUCCAACUCUGACUUUAACGCUAGCGCCAACUCCAUCUUCAGUGCCAGUCUCUGUUCCAGCUGCGAUUUCAACGCCUACUGUUAUCACUACUUCUGCAUCUGCUCCGCAUAAACAAUACAUUCACUUCGCAGUUUCACCACAAACUACAACUGCUCAAUCUGUAAACAACUUGAUCGUAUCACCGUCGCACAUUAUAACAAACACAUCAGCUCAGCCUAAAGCGUUUCUCGCGCCGAUACGCGUAGUACCUAUAAAGAACUUAAUAAGUCCGCCGUCAUUGUUACAUCAUACGCAAGGUGUUCCAAAGUUCUGCAUUGUUGCAGAAAAAAUGGUUACACCGGUGAUUGCCCCAAAGCCACCGUCCAUUCAAUCUGCUGCUGUCGUUGCCACCAAUAAUGUGAAAAUCACUAAUGUUGACGCGAAUGUAAAAACCACCAGUGUUGACGCGAAUGUAAAAACCAUCAAUGUUAACGCAAAUGUGAAAACCACUAAUGUGGAAACCACCAGUGUUAAUGUAAAAGCUAAUAAUGUUAACGCGAAUGUAAAAAUCACUAAUGUUAAUGCAAAUGCAAAAGCCACCAAUGUUAACACGAAUGUGAAGGUAGACACUUCGAAUUUUUCGAUACGUAAACUGAUACCAAAAGCACGCAAAAUAGUGCCGAAAAUAACGAAAGCAAAGAAAAACUUCUUCUGCGUUUACUGCUCGAAAAAUAUCACUACUGAUUGGUACUUCAAAAUGCACAUCGCAAAGCACAAGGGUGAGAAACUCUUCUUCUGUCAUUUAUGUAAUGAAUCCUUCUACAAUAAUUAUCAUCUGAAAAAACACAUAACGAAUCAACACAUCGAUCAGAAGGAUAUCGGACUUUCGUGCGACAAGUGCAACUAUACUUGCUCGUCAAUUGUUUCCUUCAAAAGCCACCUUCAAACGCAUAAUAAAGCAGAUAUCCAAAAGAAAUCAAAAAAGAAAAGAAAGUUGGAAUUUUUAAAGAACGAAAACGAUAAGUCAAAUCUCAAAAGAAAAAUAAAAAGAAUGAAACUUGAGAAUAUAUCCGAUAAUCAGAAGAAACUCAUCGAGAAACAUAACAAUAAAGAAUUGACGAUUAAAAUAGAUGGUAAUAAAAAAGGAUUCAACUUCGUUUCUGCAAAAGAAAUUGUUGAACCUGAAAAUUUCGAACAAGAAUCUGCUAUUACAUCAAGAUGAAGUGUGCAAUGUAUUUUAGUUUCGAGAUACAAAAGUAUUUCGCCAAAUAUAAUUUAUUAAAGUUUGUGUAUGGAAGAAGGAAAUUGUAAGAAAGAAAGCAACCAAGGAAUUAUUGUAUGAAAUCAACCAAAAAAUAUAAAAUGUUAAUAUGCACGUAUGUCUCUACAACGCACGAGUGAGGUAUACUUGUGGACAAAAUAAUUUAAUAUUCUGAUAUCUCAAAAUAACGACUGAGUUUGUUGUAUAGCCUAAUAUGUGCAUGUGUGUGAAUCUCGUAAAUGCAAAUGUUUCUUGGUUUACGCAGUCAUAUUUUCGGCUACUGUGUAAAUAAAAAAAAUCACGAUUAAUCUGAACUACCAAUAUUCUUUUCAUGAAUAUUUAAUUUAAAUUCAACUUUUACACAAUAAUUUAUGCAAUUAUUUUCAUAUACAAUAUUAUCGGUUAUGUUAAUAAUUUUUUUACUUGUUUAUAUUAGAUAUAAAAUUAAAUUACAUAUAUAAAAAUUAAAUAUAAAAUUUUUACACAAAGAAAAAAUAACAUUAUUUUUAGCAAAGAUUAAUAUCAAGUUAUAUUUUAAUCAAAUUACAGCAAAUGAUACCAAAUUACUUUAACUUUCUAUUUUGACUAUUUUAAAUCUCAAGAUAUUUAUAAAGUUUUAAAAAAAUAUUAAAGACAAAAAAAUACUAAAUUUUUAGAAUGUUUAAAGUAAUUUUAUUAUUUGUAAAUACAAUAAAAUAUUUUUAUUUGUACAUUAUUUUUUAAUUAUUUUCUUUAUAUUAAAUUAUAUAUUAAAAUCAACAUUUGCAAAAAAUUAAAAAAAGGGUUUAAAAAUAUGAAGCAUUACACCGAUAUUCACAUACUGUAAUAUUUUUAUUUAACAUAACACAACUUAGAUAAUUAAUCUUAUCUCAGUAAGAUUGUAUUCAACUGUGAUACAUUUUUCCUACAAAAAAACUUUUCUACAUGGUUUUUAAUUAUCUAUCUGUUCUACACACACACACACACACACACACACACACACACACACACACACACACACACACACACACACACACACACACACACAUAUGUAUAUUUGUUUAUAUCAUCUUUCUUAAACUAUUAUUUGAUAGGUUUUAACUUUAUGAUACAAUAACUAUGCACAUUUUAUUUUAUAAUUAAAAUAUGUGUAGUUAAACAUUUUACUUUGCAACUUGUAAUUUUAAAUGAAAGUCUUAAAUAUAUAUUUUUGUUUCUGAACAAGUCUCAUCAUAAUUACAAGAUGCAAAUCGUAAAAUAUGUUGAUGUAUUAAAGCACCCAAUAGAAAAAUACGAAUAAUGACUGCAAUGUUGAAAUAUAUUGACACGUAUAUAUUAAUACACGAAAUAAUAUUUAUGUACGUAAGAAAUAUGUUAGUCUAAUAUAAAGUGUAAAAGCGGCUUUAUUCUGAAUUAGCCUUGAAUGUCAGCACAGAUUAUAAACUGUCGCUGCAUAUAAAAAGCCUUUUUUCAAUUAUAAAGUAAUGAAUUAUAAUAGUAUAACAUACUGUUUGUCAUUAUAUUUUAUUUUCGAUUUAAAAAGGCAUACAAAAAAUAAUUGUAUGUGAUAUAGAUUUAUACAUAAAGUACCACUUUAUAACUGUCUUUUUCCUAAAAACUAUAAUUUUACUAAAUGUACUAUACUUUUUAAUGCCAUUAUUCGUAAAAUAUUCAAGAACAAGAAAAUAACAGAAGAUUUAUUGAGCAUAUCACACUCAGUAAAUUUUUUUAUUUUAUAGAACAGUUUAUAAUUAAUUAUUAAGAGCAGAACAGUACAAAUAAUAUAAAAUUAUGAAAUAUUUUAAAUAACAAGUUUAAGUUUAUAUGUUAUGCUUGAAUGAAAUAUUCACUAUUCAAUAUUUGCUCUGUCUUGUUGCUAAUGUAAAAGGACGGUAAACAUCAUGCAAUUGUCAUAAAAUAUUUUAUUAUGAAAUAUCAACAUCUAUCACUUGUUGAGGAUAAAUAAUGUUCCUGAAUGCAAAAAAAAUCAAGAAUAUUGAGUGCCUUGUAAAUCAGAAAUUUCUUCUAAUAGACAUUUUUAUUGUUUUUCAUAGCAUUAUAUACUCUCUUAUAGACUACCGUCUACAGAAAUAAAAUCUGUUUAAGCAUGUUUUAUAUUUAUUUUCUAGAUAUUUUUUUUAGUAUCAAUUUUUUAGAGAUAAAGUCACGUGAAUGUAGAUAUUGCUUGACACACAUUGUUAUCGUUAAUAAGUAGUUGGAAUAAAUCUGAAAUUAGCAAAUAUAUACUAAAUUUAUGUAUUUUAAUAUAAGGAGCGUGUGUAUCUAAAGAUUAUGCUUUACAAUCAUGAAUUCAGUGUCGCAAAAAAAUGUAUGUAAAAUGCAACAGCGUUAUCUGCUCUGAUAUAUAAUUUUUUUCAUGUUUUUAGUACUUUGAAGAUUGAUAUCCAUCUUGUGCAAACAAUAUUUUAUAACUUGUUUGUAUAAUACAAAAAAUAGUUUAAAGGCUCUAAAUAUUGGAUUAAACUAAAAUAAAAGAAUCUAAAAAGAAUGCCUCUAAGAACAAGCCCUGGUUUUUCGUGUAAUUAAUUUAAUAAUUUAAUAACUUUAUUCAAUUGAAAAGGACGUUUAUCCAACUAAAACGUAUGACAUGAAUGCAUAGAUACAAACAAAUUCGAGUCUCAUCUUCAAUGUAAUACAUUAAAAUUUCCUGAAAAUUCUUGAAACUCAUUUGGUAUGUAAAACUGCUGCGAUCAUUUAUCAGGUGAAUUUUUAUAGUCAACUAGUAUUUAAAAGUAGUCCAAUGUGUUCAACAAAUUAAAACUUGUACUUACAUUCAAAAUCAGAUUUAAUAUUAUCCAAAUUAAUUUAGAAUAUAAUUAGAAGUUAAAUAUAAAGUUUAGUUGAGCCGCAGGCGAAUAAUUGCCGAUUCUUAUAGCAUUCUUUUUAUAUUCAUUUAUUAUAAAAAAAAAAGCUUACAAUAAAUAUGAAAAAAACAACCAAAAUAAUGAAUAUAUAGAACUGGGUGAUAACGAUUACGAAAAAAUAUUUGUCGUGUUUCAUGAAUUAAAUUGACUUUUUAAUAUUAUGUUUAUUAAAUCUGUAAUUACAACACGUUCAACAGAAGUUUUUUUCCUAUUUAUUUUCUCGAUGUGCUGAUGAGUAUAAUAAUAAAAAUCAAAUGCAGUAUUACACUUCUCAUAUAUCUUCGCUCCUAUGUUUGUAAUAAAAAUUUGUUAAUAAAUCACUCAUGUUUAUAUAGUCAAGUAUAAA
Molecule: messenger RNA, 6296 nt
Organism: Monomorium pharaonis (pharaoh ant)
Lineage: Eukaryota; Metazoa; Arthropoda; Insecta; Hymenoptera; Formicidae
Product: A-agglutinin anchorage subunit
Exons: 3
Coding region: 468-3047 (859 amino acids)
Biological process (GO): regulation of DNA-templated transcription
Molecular function (GO): DNA-binding transcription factor activity, RNA polymerase II-specific; RNA polymerase II cis-regulatory region sequence-specific DNA binding
Source: RefSeq, a predicted model, not a curated record